Messenger RNA from Grammomys surdaster, 3497 nucleotides. RefSeq names its product methionine adenosyltransferase 1A (gene Mat1a). Gene Ontology annotation, molecular function: methionine adenosyltransferase activity; ATP binding. The transcript is spliced from 10 exons. The coding region runs from base 496 to 1686 and encodes 396 amino acids. Lineage: Eukaryota; Metazoa; Chordata; Mammalia; Rodentia; Muridae. Gene Ontology annotation, cellular component: cytosol. The record is from RefSeq and is a predicted model, not a curated record. Gene Ontology annotation, biological process: S-adenosylmethionine biosynthetic process.
AUACCAAAUCUCUAGGAGAGUUUCUGGCUGCCUGUGGGUAACUCCAGGUCCCCAAAUCUCCAGAGUGGGACGGUGUCCCAGGAACCACUCAGAGACCAGCUAAGGAGUUGAAGGAAGUCCGAGAGGCACUUCCGGUCCGAGAGGCUAACCAGCCUUCCUUGUUUCUCAUGGACUACAGGCUUCCCACUUGAGACAUCAGAGCUGAAGGCUGAAAUUCCUCAAGGAGUCACCUGGGAGCAAGCUGUGACCAGCCGGGAGUGACACAUCUGUAUUCCAUCCACUCUCUCCCUUUUUGUCCAUCCUUACCCUGCCCUCAUAUGCUCAUAGGCUCUUAGGCAGAAGUCAUCGCUUCGUGAUUCUGCCAAAGAUCUGCCUGUUGGGUUUGUAGGGGGAGGAAAAAAAGAAAAAGGAAAAAAAAAAAAGAAAGAAACUACAGACAACGUUUCAGCUUUGAAGUUGUCACCUUGGAGAAGUGAAGUCGAAAAGUGUGACACAAUGAAUGGACCUGUGGAUGGCUUGUGUGACCAUUCUCUAAGUGAAGAGGGAGCCUUCAUGUUCACAUCAGAAUCUGUAGGAGAGGGGCAUCCAGAUAAGAUCUGUGACCAGAUUAGUGAUGCAGUGCUGGAUGCCCACCUUAAGCAAGACCCCAAUGCCAAGGUUGCCUGUGAGACAGUGUGCAAGACAGGUAUGGUGUUACUGUGUGGGGAGAUCACCUCAGUGGCCAUGGUUGACUACCAGCGGGUAGUGAGAGACACCAUCAAGCACAUUGGCUAUGAUGACUCUGCGAAGGGCUUCGACUUCAAGACCUGCAAUGUGCUAGUGGCUCUGGAGCAACAGUCCCCAGAUAUUGCCCAGUGUGUCCACCUAGACAGAACUGAAGAGGAUGUUGGUGCAGGAGAUCAGGGUCUGAUGUUUGGCUAUGCCACUGAUGAGACGGAGGAAUGCAUGCCCCUUACCAUUGUACUCGCUCACAAACUCAACACCCGGAUGGCAGAUCUGAGGCGCUCUGGUGUCCUUCCCUGGCUGAGACCUGAUUCUAAGACUCAGGUAACAGUUCAGUACGUGCAGGAUAAUGGUGCAGUCAUCCCUGUGCGCAUCCAUACCAUCGUCAUCUCUGUGCAACACAAUGAAGACAUCACGCUGGAAGCCAUGCGAGAGGCCCUGAAGGAGCAGGUGAUCAAAGCUGUGGUGCCAGCCAAGUACCUGGAUGAAGAUACUGUCUACCACCUGCAGCCAAGUGGGCGGUUCGUCAUUGGAGGUCCCCAGGGGGAUGCAGGUGUCACAGGCCGCAAGAUUAUUGUGGACACAUAUGGAGGCUGGGGUGCCCAUGGUGGUGGUGCCUUCUCUGGAAAGGACUAUACCAAGGUGGACCGCUCAGCAGCUUAUGCUGCUCGCUGGGUGGCCAAGUCCCUGGUAAAGGCUGGACUCUGUCGGAGAGUGCUUGUUCAGGUGUCCUAUGCCAUUGGUGUGGCAGAACCUCUGUCCAUUUCCAUCUUCACCUACGGGACCUCCAAGAAGACCGAGCGGGAGCUGCUAGAGGUGGUGAACAAGAACUUUGACCUCCGGCCUGGUGUUAUUGUCAGGGACUUGGAUCUGAAAAGACCCAUCUACCAGAAGACUGCGUGCUACGGCCACUUCGGGAGAAGCGAGUUUCCCUGGGAGGUCCCCAAGAAGCUUGUGUUUUAGUGCUGCUGGGAAGUUUAGCUUUGUCCCAUACUCACCUCUUCAGGAUCUCAACUCCCUGGUCUCCUAGCCUCUCCCAGAGUGCCCUCCCUGCCUCCCACCAUCAGGGCGAUUCUUGUAAUUUCCCCCUAUCCAGCAAUCUGCAAACAUCUUAUGAAUGACAUGGCAGGUGGCUUUCUGGUGCUAGGUUAUCAUGUCUCCUUGCAAGGAUAGUCAGUAUUCCCUGCCUGUCUCUCAGAUGACAGCAAUGUUAAUUUUGUGUAAAAGUUACUCCUGACUGGCAGGAAGCCCCUCCCUCAUGUCCUCCCAUAGUCGGAACCUGACCAGGCCAUCUCUUUCUCUGUCCUGGACAUGUGCCCAGAUGAAUAGAUUGCACAGACCUCUGGCUUCCCCUUCACAUUUGCAGCCAGAGAUCCUGACCCAGGGCUCUCUCAGGGCUCCUCUGAGACUGGGCAUCUGCCACAUAAAAUACAGUCAGUGUCCCCUGAGCAUUACAAUGUGUGAGAGACCGAGCUAUGUGUUCUUCAUCACAGCACAAUAAGGUGGUAUCUUUAUUACCCACAGUAACAGAUGGGAAAGAGAAGCUCAGAGAGUCUAUGAAGCUCUGAAAAGUUUCCAUACCGCAUGUUUCAGAGCCAAGAAAUGGAUCUAGGAGUUUUGACUCUAACCCUCACAUCUGUAUCCCAAACAAGAUGCUGACCAGAGUGAUGACAAGUGGAUUGUCUUGAGGCUAUGGGUUCUUAUUUAAGGCCUGGGUUUCCUGAGAAUUAGGCGAUGAGCCUGGUGGCUUUUGGUGAGCCACUAUCAUGUUCCAGAGAAUCAAAAUGGAAACAUAUAAGUGUCUCAUUUGUUCUGGAAGAGGGCUUAAGGAAAGCUGGGUAUCUUGGCCUAUCAAGCUGGGCUGGAGUCUGGAACUAAGAAGAAGCUUCAUGGUCCUAUUCCCUAACACUCAAAGAUAGGUGUGUGAGUUCUCUGGGCAUGAGUUCUAAUCAUAGACAGCCACAUGUGCUUUCCUCCUCACAGAGGACAGACAGCUGGUUGUUCCACCACAGACUACUAUCCUCUAAUAGGGGGCCCUGCCCCCUUCAAGGCUUCCUCCUUCCCUGGACCCUCAUGCUUAUGUAUUCUAAAUGCUGCUGGGGAAGUGAGUGAUCAAGGUAUAGAGCCAGCCUCCAAGCAGUCGACAAGUUGCCCAAAAUCUCACAAGAACUGGCUUUUACCAGGUACCCUUUGCAGGACAUGUCUGUCCAGCAGGGUCCUGGGAACCACGUGUUUCUAGGUGUCCCAUCAUGAUCAAUGCCACAUAUCUAACCUGUCCCUCAUUGGGGCCUCCCCAUAGCAUCCUGCCUUCUUAGCUCCAAAGAACAUGGGAUCAGGAAAAGACUUGGGUCACAGUGAUGGCUCUGGCUAGGAGAAGGGCUGAGCAGACACCUCGCAUCUGUGCCUUGACUGGACCGAGACCCAGCUUUCCCCUUUCCACUAGGGUAAGGAAACAGCAGAGGGAAAAGCUGUUUCCCAGUGGCCAAUGGAUUCUGAAGCUGUGUGUGAUAUAGAAGCUUGGGUCUCUCUCCAUAGGGUUCAUGGCUGCCUGGGAGCCACGUUCCUCCCAGCAGAGGGAAGGAAGGAUGGGUGCACAGAAGGCUGCAUUCCUGUAACUUAAGCUUUAUCUAAAUAAAAAUCCAGAGUGGUAUACUUGCUCUAACCCUAAAAGUCAUGAUCCUUUUUUUCUUUCAACAUUCCAUAUGAAACAAAGCCAUUAUUUGUUAAUAUUACCUGAUGAUAGUAUGGUGAAUAAAAACUCAAGGAGCAACGAC